AUGGGACUCGUCAAUGUCUUGACAACCGGCGCAAGCUUGGUCCUGACGGUGGCCUCUGUCUUCCCUCACGCGGCGGUGGCUGCAUGUGCCAACAUCACCAGGCCCACAAGCGUCGUUCUUCCUCAGGGAAGGAUCAAGGGCUUUCGUGAUGAUUCUCGCAAUGCGGUGUUUUUGGGCAUCCCCUUUGCGGCGACGACAGGUGGGGAGAAUAGAUGGAGAGCGCCUCAGAAUGUUCUGCGGUCAAACGCGACCUUCGAUGCGACGUCAUACGGCCCAACAUGCCCUCAGGCCAUCUCCGGCACUACAUUCAGCCAGCAGGGGGAGGAUUGUCUGAACUUGAACAUCUGGUCUCCUCCGAACGGAAAUGACCUGCCCGUAUUUGUCUACAUGUACGGCGGUGCUAUGGUGACCGGCUCCAACAGCAAUCCUCAGAUCCAGGGAACCAACUUCGCUCGCAAUGGAGUCGUUUACGUCAACUUCAACACUCGCGAGAGCAUCUUCGCCUCUCCACACUCUGCGGAGUUGAAGGAUGCCAACCCUGAAGAGUCCCAAAACUUUAGCAUCCUGGACGUCGAGAAAGCCCUUGAUUGGAUCCACGAGAAUAUCCGGGCAUUCGGAGGAAACCCCGACCACAUCGUCUUCGGUGGCCAUUCCUCUGGCUCAGUCCAGGUCGAUCACUACCUAUGGAACCACCCGGACUCUUGGCUCAAGGGAGCUGUGCAGAUGAGCGCCAACGCCAUGUCCGGUCCUGCCUACGCACCCGUCAACGAGGCCCUUGACGCCGUUGCUACCGAGGUCGGAUGCCCUGCUGGUGGCGACGGCCAAAUCGAUUGCCUUCGCGAUGUCGACGUCUACGCUUUCCAGACCACCAACUUCAACUCGACCUUCAACACUUGGUUCGCUCCUGUCAUUGACAACAUCACCCGCCAUUCCGACUAUGCUGCUCGUUUUGCCGCUGGCAAGUAUGCUACUCACGUGCCGCUCCUUACUGGUACCUCUAAUGGCGAGGGUACCAUCUUCAGUCUCGUUUACGGCGCUGAAAACACGAACUUCAGCUCCUGGAUCAACACAUUCGAUGCCGACAGUGCGCACAUCGAGGAUGCUGUUCUGAUCGAGGCAUACAACGCUUCAGCCUAUGGGACCGAAUCUCUCCGUGGCGGUGCCCAGUACGGCGACGCUCGCUUCAACUGCGCCGUAGACUACCUCCAGGACCUCCGCAGUGCCGCACAGGACACUUGGGUCUACCGGUUCUUCGGCGCCUAUGACAAUGUCGUCGGAGUUCCUGGCACUGCUCCCACUCAUGGCACUGAGGUCCCCUUCUUCCAUGGCGGCAAUGAGUGUUUUGAGGCUCUGUCUAACGUCACCGAGGCCCAGCAAGCAUUGGCUGACUCUAUCCACGGGUGGUUUGUGGAAUGGAUCAAGAACCCCGCUGCCGGUCCUGGGUGGGACAAGGUUGCUCCCGAGUCGGGAGCCCUCGUCAAGCUUGGCGUCCCCGAUGAUGAGCUGUCUCGCAUUAAUGGUUCUACAGACGAGUUCAACCAGCGUUGCCAAAAUGUUUACAAGCUCGCCUUCCCGAAGUACCCUGUCAUUCAGUCAGUCAACAAGCUGUUGUGA
Colletotrichum aenigma is the source of this 1614-nucleotide messenger RNA. RefSeq names its product Para-nitrobenzyl esterase (gene pnbA-1). The transcript has 5 exons. The coding region runs from base 1 to 1614 and encodes 537 amino acids. The record is from RefSeq and is a predicted model, not a curated record. Lineage: Eukaryota; Fungi; Ascomycota; Sordariomycetes; Glomerellales; Glomerellaceae.